UUCUAGCCACAACCGCAGAACAGAGCAAAUACGCAGCGCAUAUUAUGCGUGUUGUGUCGCGCAGUGUCGUCAGAAUCUCUGCUGCCGCACUGUACACAGUCACAUGACAGCCGGACAGUCGCUAAUGGAGCUUUUUCACGAUCAAACUUUUCUUUGGGUUUGUUUUUAUCGAAGCGAUGGGCAGCGGGGGGAUUUUUGACGGCCUGUGAUCUACGGUGAUAUGUCAGCUAAAGCCCUGCGUUAUGUCUGUGGAUGGCCCCCGGACCUCUGUCUUCACCUUUCAGUCUGCUGUACACAGCCAUCAUGUUCUCCGCUCGCUGGAUGAGCUGAGACAGAAGGAGAUCUUGUGUGAUGUGAAUGUGGAAGUGGAGAGCAGAAGCUUUCGUGCACACUCUUCAGUUCUGGCUUCCUGCAGUGACUAUUUUUACACCAGAUUGGCAAACCACAGCCGGCCAAACUUCACUGUCAACUUACCCGAUGAGGUCACCGUGGAAGGAUUUGAGCCCCUGCUGCAGUUUGCCUACACCGCAAAGCUUCACUUUACUAAAGAAAACAUCCUUGAGAUCCACAGAUGCGCUAAACUUCUGGGAUUUCAUAACCUUGAUAAAAGCUGCUUUGAGUUCCUCAUCCCAAAGCUGUCAGAUGGUGAAACAACCACACGAGAGUUGAACCAAAAAGAUGAGAAUCAAUCAUCACAGGAAAAAUCUCAAGCCGCCUUCGGGAACAACAGCCCUGGUGACCAAAACCCUAAUACUGGAAAAGAUAACGUACCUGAAGUUGAACCCACUCCUUCCACAGAAUGUCCAAAAAAUUGUCCCACCAUCUCAAAUGACACAGAAAUGCAGUUAAAUUUAUCCCCGCUUUAUCCCAAAAGCACUUCAUACCACAUUGGUGAAGGACAGGAUCAGUUUUGCCUGCAAAACUGUGGCCCACAGUUGUCUUCUACUUCUGUGGAACCCGGUGAAGUUUGUCCAUUCCUGUCCAUUUCACGCCCUGGUGACAAUGAGAAACUGCAUUCUGCUACAGCCGGCUGUGGUGGAGACAUUUUAGCAAUGGAGGAAGAACUCCAAAAGGAACUAGCAAUGGAUGGGAAUUGCGUUCCUACUGAACCUUCUACUGAUAAAGACCUAAACCUACCAAGCAUCACAGAGUCCGACUUUGGACAACAUGAAAGGGAUCUAACUGACUGCGCCCAUCUAUGUCCUCUGAAUUGUGCGGAUUCAAGAAGUGUUUUAGAUAGCAUUGCCAGUGCCGGAAACCUAGGCAGCGAUGGUGCCGAUGCCAGCCAAGUCUUUGAUUCCCCUGAACAAGCAUUCCCAAAUCUUCCCUCUAAAGACGGCAGCGCUGAACGGAGCACGGUUGAAAGGGAAGUGGCUGAGCAUCUAGCAAAGGGUUUUUGGCCCGAUUUGAGCUCCACACUGGCAGAGCAGCUACCGUUGGACUCCAUUGAUCAGUCGGGUGCUGGAAACAACUCAGACUUUCACUGGUUGAAGCAUCUGGAUCUAGGUGCCGCGCCUGAUGACUGUCCUUUCCUGAGGGACUUGAGCUCCAAUGAAGGACAGACCUGUAGAGGAGACAGUCUGUCCAAAGAGGACACCGGAGACAGUUCCUGCGUUUCCCCCAUUAACUCGAGGGAAGAUUCGGAGUGUGAAUCGGAUGAAGACUGCGUGCAGUGUAGUAGCUCCGAACAAGUGCAAGAGGUGGAUCUGCCAUUCCCUGUGGAGCAAAUUUCAAGCAUGACCCGUAGAGCGUUCCUGCAGAUGUUGAAACAGCAGCAUCUGACCCCAGAACAGCUGGAGUUUGUUCAGGAUGUGAGACGACGUAGUAAGAACCGCGUGGCCGCACAGCGCUGUCGAAAGAGAAAGUUGGACUGUAUCUACAGGCUGGAGGGAGACAUUAAAAAGCUGAGGAGCGAGAAGGAGAGGCUACUUGAAGAUCGCAACCAGCUGAAGUUCAGCAUGGAGGAACUGCGUCAGAACCUCUCAGGCUUACGUCAGAGCCUCUGCAUGGACGCCUCGGCACAAUCCGAGCAGCUGCAGGCGCUGGCCAGGUACGUCUGCUCUGACUGCCCCACAUCUGUGCUCCUCACCCCCAUAGCCUCUCCCAGCCUGGCCGGUCCAGACCGGGAAGCCCAAGCCAACACCUGCCUGGACGCCUUUCUCACAGAGGAACUUUCAGACGGUGCAGCACAAGUACUCGAUUCAUCCUCCACCUUCAUACAAGAUGGCGUAAAGAGUGCUGUCACACAACCCGCAGCUCCGUGAUAUACCAUCAGAGUAAAGCGGCGUGUGAUGGGUCCGAUUUUUCAUUUUACUCAGGAGCUUAGACAUCGGCUACAGUUUUAAGCAUGAUCCACGUACGUAGUACGUAAAUGGAUCCAAAUUUGCACUUUUACCAGGAGUUUUGUAUGGAUAUGCUCAUACUUUCAUUCUCGGAUUUAUUUCUAUAGUGCUUUUCACAAGUUUGCAUUGUUGCAUUACGCUAUUGAUUCACAAUAUGCCUGAUUUUUCGGAGAACUCUUAGCAUUACUGUAGCAUUAUUCAUUUCUCUUAUGGUGCCGCAAUGGACAAUCAUUAUAAUCCCUUUGAUUAUGUUAGAGCAAUAUGUAAUAGCAUAUAAACAAGUACAUUCCAGUGUAGCCUUAUACUGUACGUCUUUGGCAUUACCGGCAUGAAAAUUGUAUAUUAAUAUAUGCAUCUCUGUUUUUUUUAGGUAUUCAUAUAUGCAUAUGUAUUUUGUCGUAGUUGUAACACAAGUAACCCAAGUGCCAUGUAAGUUUACAUGAAUAAUAAUUAGGGUUUAAAUACUUAAAAGCCUUUAUUUCUUUAUUUUCAUUAAGGCCAUGUUCCUAAUUUUACCACUUAUGACAAUUUGACCAUAUUUACUUGUAAUACAUGUGGAUAAUGAAAACCAAAAGCUGUAGGCAUUGUUUCCCAAACCAUCUUUUAGGUCUGGUUAAGAAACGCAUUUUGUAUGAAAAGUGUCCUCUUUUUUUCUUGUUUUACAGAAAUAUGUCACCAUCAUGAGUAAGGUAGUAGGUUGUCAAUCAGUGUUGACUUUUUAGCUUUGUCUCACCUAAUAAUAACUUAUAAUACACUUCCUGGUCCAUAUAUAUAUAUAUAAAAUGUACAGUACUGUGCAAAAGUCUUUGGCCUUCAUGCCAGAAUUAGAUUAGUUGUUUUUGCAAUGUUAAAGUGAUCAUAUAUAAUUGUUUCUCAGUUUCUUUAAUAAAUCCAGAUUCCAAAUUCAUCCAGAAAAUACAGGAAAUGUGUAUAUAGUAUUAAAAACUGUAUAAAAAUGUAAACUGAUUUGUCAAGUUUUUAGUGUAAACUCCCCUUACACUUGAGCAAUAGCAGGAAACUGCAGGACCUCUUAAACCUAAACAAAAUUAAAUCCUAAUUUCUAAUUUUAAAGACUAAACACAGACGAUGCCUAGUCCUGAAAUUUUAUUUUUUAUUUUACAUUUUUUUUAUUGUACAUAUUUUCUGUUUGUAUCUUAAUAAAAAAAAAAAAUGGAUGGAUGGACAUUAAAACCUUUAAAACAACAAGUUUGGUGGUGGUGGCCUAAGACUUUUGCACAGUACUAUAUAUAUAUAUAUAUAAACUUUUAGUGUUAGUGUUCAUUGUAUCGUCAUUCACUGUUAUAUCUUUGAAACUUUUAUUUUUUUUGUCUUUGUUUUAAGCCUGUAACCUAACUAUUGUUAUGUAAACCCUGAAAGCACUGUAUCAUUCCCUAUUUGAUUCUGAUUUAGCCAAUAAAAUAACAAGCCAGUAAUGUAAA
Messenger RNA from Misgurnus anguillicaudatus (oriental weatherfish), 3781 nucleotides. It is a transcript of the gene bach1a, whose product is annotated as BTB and CNC homology 1, basic leucine zipper transcription factor 1 a. Lineage: Eukaryota; Metazoa; Chordata; Actinopteri; Cypriniformes; Cobitidae. Gene Ontology annotation, biological process: regulation of transcription by RNA polymerase II. The record is from RefSeq and is a predicted model, not a curated record. Gene Ontology annotation, molecular function: protein binding; DNA-binding transcription factor activity, RNA polymerase II-specific; RNA polymerase II cis-regulatory region sequence-specific DNA binding.